UGCCUGUUUGGUCCCCGUACGGUAGCUCUUUCAUGAAUCGAUCUAUUGGUUUUGCAACAACGCUUCACCGACCUACGAAGAAAAAAGAAACACCCGAAAAUCCACACUAAGUAUAAAGAGCAUAACGAUGGCCACUUGUGUUUGCGUUUUCUAUCCCGAAGGAAGCUCCGGUGUUUCCGGUUCUCUAACCAUGUCCCAGACUCAAGAAGACGGUCCCACCGUUGUCGAGGGAACUAUUCGUGGACUUACGCCGGGYCAGAGGCACGGAAUUUCCGUCUGUACCUAUGGAGAUGUCCGAGAUGGAUCAUCUUCGACUGGAAAUAUCUUCAAUCCGUUUGGUAAGUUGGAUAGGUCUGAAAUAGGGAGCAUCUGUUCUAGGAGUCCGGAAUUUCUCCUCAAGCAUCGUAUUGUACUGUCGGGCCCAAUGCAAACGUUGCAUUGUCUUUCMUCAGCAAGCAAGAAAUAUCGAUUAGAGGUUCCCUAACCCAUCAUAUCUCUUUUCUUCUAUACGCAUUACUCGUUGGUGCUGCCUUCAUUUGAUCUGAUGGGUACGUUCGCUUUGUUMCACAACGGCGACAACACAAACAGGCAAGACACACGGGGCUCCCUCGGACGAUGCUGCUUUGAAAAUGGAGGGCGACCUCGGCAAUCUUACUGCCGAUGAKUCCGGUGUGGCGACUAUCAAAAUGGACGAUUCGAAGAUCAAAAUUUUCGGACCCCACUCGGUUAUUGGACGAUCCAUGGUCAUUUGCGCCGGUGCCGACGACGAAGGCCGAGGAGGACAGGAAAAUUCGAUCUCUACGGGGAACGCAGGACCUCGAAUUGCUUUCGGCGUUAUAGGCUUGGCUAAUCCGUCACCGGCGUAAACGAUAAAUAUAUCUAUUGAGAUAACAAUAAUCGGAUAGAYKGCGAUUUGGUUUCUUGUCGUACUAUAAUACCCGGACGAGUGUUUUGUUCCAAGUUUUAUCCUCUCGUGUUUGCAAAGAAUGUGCAUAGUCUAGAUAUGUAUACCUCAACCUGAGAGAAAUACGAGUUGWGGCUCGAUCAGAAAGAGACUAUCGAGGACAUAAAUUAAAAACGAGGGCCGAUUGCGGAUGCAUCGGAARGCCUUUUCCAACAGAUUAUUGUGACUAACUAGACUAGUAGCACUAAAUUAAAUAAUACGUGCUAUUUAGUUCUUGUAUUUGUCUUCAGAGUCGAUUCGAUUCUACUCUAAGACCUUUGUAAUUACACCGGUACCAACAGUCAUUCCACCCUCUCUCAUGUUGAAACGCACACCGGGUUCCAUGGCAAUAGGGGUGAUCAACUCAACAGUUACAGUWGUGUUGUCUCCCGGCAUGACCAUUUCGGUUCCCUCUUGCAGGUGCAAAGCCCCGGUGACAUCGGCUGUUCGGAGGAAAAACUGWGGACGGUAGUUCGUCAUGAAAGGUUUGUGACGUCCACCUUCUUCCUUGGUCAAGGCAUAAAUCUCGGCCUGGAACUUAGUGGCAGUCUUGAUACUGCCUGGCUUGACAAGAACUUGUCCCCUGCGAACCUCCUCUCUCUUCAAACCACGCAAGAGGGCACCRAUAUUGUCACCCGCCAUACCUUGGUCUAGCAACUUACGGAACAUUUCAACUCCGGUACAGGUAGUCUUUUGGUCCUGGUCGAAUCCGAUCACCUCAAGGUCAUCUCCGACGUUCACAAUACCUUGUUCGACUCGUCCUGUCACAACGGUUCCACGACCGGCAAUCGAAAAGGUAUCCUCGAUACUCAUCAAGAAAUCCUUGUCGAGAACACGUUCUGGUUCGGGGAUGUUCUCGUCCACGGUGUCCAUCAAUUCGAGAACUCGAUCGCGGCCCAUUUCGGGGUUYUUUCCCUCCGCAGCGGCCAGGGCAGAUCCCCGAACGAUUGGAAUUUCAUCUCCGUCGUAACCGUACUCGCUCAACAAUUCGCGAAUUUCCAUUUCGACGAGUUCAAGCAACUCUUCGUCGUCGACAAGAUCGCAUUUGUUCAUAAAAACGACUAGAUUGG
Molecule: messenger RNA, 2013 nt
Organism: Pseudo-nitzschia multistriata
Lineage: Eukaryota; Bacillariophyta; Bacillariophyceae; Bacillariales; Bacillariaceae
Source: the annotation of a GenBank genome assembly